Molecule: messenger RNA, 1727 nt
Organism: Colletotrichum destructivum
Lineage: Eukaryota; Fungi; Ascomycota; Sordariomycetes; Glomerellales; Glomerellaceae
Product: Putative palmitoyltransferase, DHHC domain-containing protein
Exons: 3
Coding region: 262-1473 (403 amino acids)
Biological process (GO): peptidyl-L-cysteine S-palmitoylation; protein targeting to membrane
Cellular component (GO): endoplasmic reticulum; Golgi apparatus
Molecular function (GO): protein-cysteine S-palmitoyltransferase activity
Source: RefSeq, a predicted model, not a curated record
GCUUUUGCAUCGGUCUCCCACGGACCAAGCUCUUUUUUCGGUUGUUGUCCCGUCAUCGUCCGUCCUCAAACCCCCCAAACCAAAUCAGGUUGAGUAGUCCUUCGACCACCGACUUCAAUCCUGUGCAUCCCCACAUCGUCUUCUGCCGCGGCUCUACAGCCCGUUGGUCGUCGCUUUCGCGCCUCGCGCAUCACUCACCGUGCAUUAUAUCCCAAUUUCCAGUCCGACUCCCAAUGUUUCGGCAAUGAUUGCACAUUUGCAAUGUCGCAAGCCACCAGCACCAAAUGUGCCUCGCGAUGGGUGACGCGCAUCAUCCCCAUCAUAAUCACCGGCACAAGCGGCUAUGCCACCUACGUGAUCGUGGCCUACCUGGGCAUCGACUAUCUGUACAAAACCAGGGGAGAAGUCGGCGCCGCAGUCUCGACAAUCACGAUUUACCUGUUCUUCUACCUCCUCACCAUCGCCACCUACUUACGAACCUUCAUCGAAAUCAAGAUGGACCCAGGUCUGGUACCGCUAGGUCCUCAGGCGCAACACCCUUCGAGGGAGUCGAACAAGAAGCGCAGGCGGAGGAAAGAGGGCGACCUGGAAAGCCAGCCGUACUAUACUGGCCCUGACCAAGACCCGGAUAGCCCCGGUCUUGAAGGCUUCUAUAGCAAAGAAAUAUUUGUGUGCGAGAGUGACGGACGGCCCAAGUGGUGCUCCGAGUGCCGCAACUGGAAGCCUGACCGCGCCCAUCACUCGAGCGAGGUGGGCCGUUGCGUGCGGAAAAUGGAUCAUUACUGCCCCUGGGUCGGCGGCAUGGUAUCGGAGACUUCCUUCAAAUUCUUCGCCCAAUUCACCUUCUACUGCACAUUGUACUGCACAGUUGCUCUCGCCCAGGCUGCCUAUUGUCUCGCGCUGCAGGUGCGAGACGGCACAGUCGACGGUAGGACAAUAUCGGGCGUUGCCAUCGCCGGGUUUUUUGGUCUUUUUACCUUCCUCAUGACCGCGACCUCGUGGCGUUUCAUCCUCCUUAACAUUACCAACAUCGACGCCCUCCGCAAGUCGUGGGUGCAUCAGCUAGCGAUCAGGGUGCCUGACGGCACUCGUUCUGGCAGCGACUACGGGACAGUCACGUAUCCUCUGCCAAAGUAUCCGCAGGGGAUAUCCACCUCAUCAGAUGCCACCGUGGACAGCGGGACUUCGCGCGAUCGCCUCGCAACCCGUACUUUUGCUAUUGUUAGGACCGAGCCGGAUGAAAACCCGUGGGAUCUUGGCUACAGGAGGAAUUGGACGUCUGUUAUGGGACACGGCUUGGUCGAUUGGCUUCUGCCCAUUCACGGAUCACCUUGUGUCAACCACGACAGCAUGGAGAGUGACUAUGAGAUGGGCCCGUUAAUACAGACCCUCCGGGAAAGGCAUGGCCUACCCGAUCCCAAGCAGCCCUCUGGCGAACUGGAAAUGCGGGAGAUGCGGCCAAGCGGCUACUAGGUAAGAGAAGAUACCCAUGGGUCAGAAAUAUUUUUCGAGGGGCGUUUUGGGAGGUUCGGGCGCCUUGGGGAGCUCCGGCGAUUCACGUUGGCAUACGUGCAGACACAUACUUACCUGUCGGUACACUCUCUUAUGUAAUUAUUAAUCUUAUCACAGACGCGUUCUGUCACCUUCUUGUUGAAAACCGAACGACAGUAUUUGAGCUCUGUUUUUGUAUUUUGAAGGACCUACCAACAAAGCUGCAGGAUCUUUUG